Darwinula stevensoni is the source of this 1081-nucleotide messenger RNA. The record is from the annotation of a GenBank genome assembly. NCBI's taxonomy places the organism in Eukaryota, Metazoa, Arthropoda, Ostracoda, Podocopida, Darwinulidae.
CAGCCGCAGAGGGCAAGUCGGCAACUCAAAACAGAAACAUGACUUUCACAUGGUGUGGACCACAGUGUCUCUGUCUUGCCUACUGGGCACCGGCUGGAUGUUCGGGUUCAUGUACAUGCAAGUCACACCUGUCUUCAUCUACCUAUUCACCAUCGUCAAUGCCUCUCAGGGUAUACUAAUAUUCGUGUUCCACUGUCUCCUGAAUCGGCGCUUGAUGAAGGCCUUCCAAACAGCGCUAACAAGAAAAGGCUGGGACUACCGAUUCUUCAGGAGAACGAGAGAAGACGAGAGUAAGCUGUGGACCAGGUCGUCACGUUCCAACGCCAUUCGGGUUGUUUCUCGGUUGGAAACUCGAGGUUCGAAUCUUGCAUCCAGCUCGAGCGAUCGGGCGCUGCAGUACUUGGAGCGAUACCAAAGUAAGCCGACGUCGACGACCUAUCGGUUAGACGAACGGCAGAGUUUUCCUGCACCCAAAAUCACCGUAUGUCAAGCGCCUUCGUUCAAGAAAAGUGAAGAAGAAAUUAAAUCAUAUAUCAACUACAGCUUGUCCGAAUUCACCGAACGUGUUGGAUACCAUCUAAACGAGAUCACUCAACGCUGCAAAUUGGACAUAGAUUGGGAUUGUUACCCAAAUGGGGGAUCCGUGCAUGGACACAUGCAUAUGGAAGUGGAUCUCCAUUCUGCCACUGCCGUGUCGACUUUCCUCGAUGAACGUGUCUUUGCCGGUGUGCGAUCAAGUGGAACAUAUCGUAACCCUUGCCGGCUUCUUUCCGACACUCAUGACACACGGUCAACAUUUUCGUUCGAUCUGCAUCUGCCCGCCCCCUGCCAUCGCCUCCGCUACUCCGUGAACGUGAAGACUCCGAAUCAAGCUUUCGACGAAAAUAGCUAUCUCUGGAUUUAUUUCCCUGAGGAUAUCGUCGAUGUUCUGGUCGAGAAAGAGGCCUACAACCUCAUGCAGGCGGUCGGUGAAUUCGGGGGUUGCCUUGGUAUGUUCCUCGGCAUUUCCCUCGUCUCCGUAUACGAGUCCCCCUGCCGACUCAUCGAACUUUUGGCCGCAAGACGUAUCGGCAUUGGAUGA